Molecule: messenger RNA, 1114 nt
Organism: Suillus bovinus
Lineage: Eukaryota; Fungi; Basidiomycota; Agaricomycetes; Boletales; Suillaceae
Exons: 9
Coding region: 73-1026 (317 amino acids)
Molecular function (GO): GTP binding
Source: RefSeq, a predicted model, not a curated record
AGGCAAACCCGGUAUAACUUUCACUAUAAACGGAAUCACCUCUACUUCAGGACGCACAUCAAAAUCCCCAAAAUGGCAACCUUGGAUGCCCAGGAAAUAAGAGAAAUAAUUGAGCGCUUUCGAGUUCUGAUCGUAGGGAGAGCAAACGCAGGCAAAACGACCAUUCUUCAGAAGGUCUGCAACACUACAGAUGAACCAGAAAUCUACGAUGCCAAAGGAAGAAAGAUCGAUGCUGACGUCGUAAAAUCCUCGAUCAAGCGCGGAAAUCACAACAUCUCAAACGAAAUGGUGUUCAAAAGCAAUCCUGGUUUUGUCUUUCAUGACUCUUGCGGUUUUGAAGCGGGCUCUGAAGGAGAGUUUGAGGACAUGAAGAAAUUCGUCUCAGAACGCGUACACGCGAAGAAACUGGAGGAGCGAAUCCAUGCCAUCUGGUAUUGUAUUCCGAUGGACGAACCAAGUCGAACAUUCCAGCGGUCGGAGGAGAAGUUCUUCUUGGAGUGCGACACUGGGCAUGUUCCUGUGGUUGUAGUGUUCACCAAGUUCGAGGCUCUGCGUCCAUUCGCGUAUGGUGAACUCAAGAAGCAACUAAAAGACAUAUCCGCAGAAGAACGCUCAAAGAGGAUUGCAAAACGCGUCGAAGAGCUGUUCACUCAGACAGGUGUCUGUGAUAGGUUAUGUGACUCUGAAAACCGCACCCGUCCUAAGUUCUACGUACGCUUGGAGAAUAUGAACAAGCCAAAUACAAAUUGUAACACUCUACUGGAACGCACCACCUUCGCACUGGAUAACGAAGAAUUACGGUUGUGCUUGGUAUCGACACAACAAUCAAACCUGGAACUUUGUAUAAAAUGCGCCGUUGCAACACUUGUUGAUCAUGCACAUAAACUAUUUGGGCUACUUCGAAUCAAUGAUGGUGUCUAUCAGUAUGACAUUGCUAAGUGGUUUCCUCAUCUCAAAGUAAGACGAAUAUCUAUUCAAUCUGACGAUGCCCUGGUGAUGGUGCUCAUGGAUGUUGCACAUCAAUAAACAGCUGGUGAGAGUCGGUAAAUGUCUUGAUUGUUUGUAGUCCUCGACCCCUGCUUAUGAUCUCCAUCCCCUCGCCUGUCGACAGUGG